AUGAGGUUCUCGACCAUAGCUUUCAUACUUCUAGCUCAUUUUGCUAUAGUUGGCGCCAUUUCUCCGAUCAACUUGGAAAACUGCAUCCCAGGGAGCUUCUUUGUGGAGAACUACAUCAAGUAUGAAUGUUUUCAAAGUGGAACUGUCAAAGGAUAUACUAUUAUUGGAUGCCAACCAUCGAACGACUUGACUGGUAUGACUCUAAUGCAAUGGGAAACCCAUAACGAGAAAUGGUUCAAGUAUCACUGUGUCAUUGAUGGACGUAACGCACAAUAUUCCGUGAAAGCUUGUCUCGACCCUGUUGGAGAAGUACUUCCCGUCGGAAAAUCUCGUUCUUUCCCAGAUGGAGAGACGUUCACCUGCUUCAUUGAACGCAACAAAGUGAAGUUGAAUCACCAAACAAGUGAGCACAAUCUAAACUAUCACGCUAUUGUGCCAGCUAACUAUGUCAUUGUCAGACCAAACGCAAUAGGAUGUCGUGUUGGUGAUCAAGUAUACGGUGAUCGUGCUACAUGGAUUGACAAAAGAGAAGAUGUGAUCACAAUUGGCUCGGAGAAAAAAGUUGUGGGAAAAGGAUCAACAAUGCAAUGUAAAAAGUAUGAGAAUGGAACGUUUGCAGUUGAAGUAGCAGCAUGUUUGACAUCCGAAAACACAUACAUUCGCCCUGAGGAUUUCGGCACUGUAGACGAAGCAGUAGUAAAGUGUGCAUGGGUAGAAGGGAAAUGUGUUCUUCGCAAAGCUGAAGUGACAGGACCAAGAUAUCAUAAACUUGGAUGCAAACAUGGUAAUAACAUAUACCGUCAUAAUCAAGAAUGGGUAUCGGAAGAUGGGUCAACCGCAUACGCUUGUCAAUUCGGAAAAAUUGAAAAGAAAGGAUGUUUAGUGGAAUCUUUGUUAAUUCCAUUAUAUGCCAUUCGAUACAUUGGCUCUAAUGCCUAUUAUUGUUUUCAAGGAACUCGGGUCAGAUCGUUUGGGGAUUUGAAAGGCUGCGUCAAUGCAGCAGGAGAAGUUGUUCCGUUCGAAAACAGAGCUAAAAAUGGGGAUCGUUUGGAGUCUUGCGGGUUCAAUUUCAACCGAGACGGAAGAGUGGAGUUCAAGUGGACUCAGGUCGGAUGCAUUUAUUCUAAGGAAGUGGUAACGGUGAACGCAAUUCAACAGUUUGGAGAACAAUACGUACAUUGUGCAUUGAAUGGAACAAAUGGAUACAUUGUAAAAAUAAUGACUAAAGAAGAAGUUGAAAAAUGGCUAACAGCUACUCAACAGCAAUGGAGCAACAUUGUUUCUGGUAAUGAAGGAAAAGGAACUGCCGUCAAACGUGAAGUUCCAACUGAGGUUCCAUCAACAACUACAACAACCACGACGACUACCACAACUACUACGCCAGCCCCAACAACUACACUUGCGACGACUACCACGCCAGCUCCAACAACGCCCUCAACUUCGUCAACAACCACGCAGACACCGACUACAACCACUUCUACCACUACGACCACUACGACCGAUGCUCUCACAACGACGACUACCACGUCUGCUCCAAUCACGACAACUAAGCCUCCAACGAAAAAAUGUGUAGACUUGGUGGAAGAUUGUGAGAAGAUGAGAAUUUAUUGCAAUUCUGAAAUUGAACACGCCGCAUUUUUGAGAGAAGUCAUUCAAACGUUUUCUAUUAAUCAGAAGAACAAAUCUAGAAUGCUGGAGUUCAUCGACCACACUUGGUUAGUUUUUUUUUGGGUACAGUUCUCCAACAACAUUAGCAUAGGUUCGAUUCCUUUCAGGUUGAACAAUCAAAAGUCAGAAAUAAAUGAGAACAAGGAAAAAUGCAAUAUUGGGAAAAAAGGAGGAAGAUGUUGUGGUGGACCAGAACGAAGCUGUCACUGCAAAUGUGAUGACCAAAAAGACUUCAAUAGAAAACUUGUCAAAGUAUUGUGCCCGAAAACUUGUGAUUCUUGCAAUCAAAAAAAUGAUUCCGUUUCUUCAUUACUUACUUCGAGAACAUCUAGAAUUUGUAAAAAGCAUCAUUGCGACUUUGAGUAG
Messenger RNA from Caenorhabditis briggsae, 2034 nucleotides. Bases 1 to 2034 code for a protein of 677 amino acids. The record is from RefSeq and is a predicted model, not a curated record. The transcript has 11 exons. NCBI's taxonomy places the organism in Eukaryota, Metazoa, Nematoda, Chromadorea, Rhabditida, Rhabditidae.